ACUUUGACUAUGUAUUUUCAACAGUACUGGAGAGACAAGAGGCUGGCUUACGCUGGCAUACCUCUCAACCUCACGCUUGAUAACCGAGUGGCAGAUCAGCUCUGGGUGCCUGACACUUACUUCUUAAACGACAAGAAAUCAUUUGUGCAUGGUGUUACCGUGAAGAAUCGAAUGAUUCGGCUUCACCCAGAUGGAACAGUGCUUUACGGCCUCAGAAUCACAACCACUGCAGCUUGUAUGAUGGACUUGCGAAGAUACCCAUUAGAUGAACAGAACUGUACUCUGGAAAUAGAAAGCUAUGGCUACACAACCGACGACAUAGAGUUCUACUGGAGAGGUGGAGAUAACGCGGUCACCGGCGUGGAGAGGAUUGAGCUUCCUCAGUUCUCCAUUGUGGAAUACAGACUGGUGUCAAAGAAUGUUGUCUUUGCCACAG
Pterocles gutturalis (yellow-throated sandgrouse) is the source of this 436-nucleotide messenger RNA. RefSeq names its product gamma-aminobutyric acid receptor subunit beta-3-like. Gene Ontology annotation, molecular function: neurotransmitter receptor activity; extracellular ligand-gated monoatomic ion channel activity; GABA-A receptor activity. Gene Ontology annotation, biological process: monoatomic ion transmembrane transport; nervous system process; signal transduction. The record is from RefSeq and is a predicted model, not a curated record. The transcript is spliced from 3 exons. NCBI's taxonomy places the organism in Eukaryota, Metazoa, Chordata, Aves, Pterocliformes, Pteroclidae. The annotation marks the transcript as partial. Gene Ontology annotation, cellular component: synapse; GABA-A receptor complex; membrane.